This is a messenger RNA of Drosophila montana, 3065 nucleotides long. RefSeq names its product Adenosine receptor (gene AdoR). Gene Ontology annotation, biological process: adenylate cyclase-activating G protein-coupled receptor signaling pathway; G protein-coupled adenosine receptor signaling pathway. The record is from RefSeq and is a predicted model, not a curated record. Lineage: Eukaryota; Metazoa; Arthropoda; Insecta; Diptera; Drosophilidae. The transcript has 4 exons. Gene Ontology annotation, cellular component: plasma membrane. Bases 228 to 2621 code for a protein of 797 amino acids. Gene Ontology annotation, molecular function: G protein-coupled receptor activity.
GCACACUCGCACUCACACAUAGACACGGCGAACAUGGCGUAUGCGCAACGUGCAACUGCAACAUGUGUUAUUGCAGUUCAUUUACUGAACAAUUCUCGUCAAUUAGGCAAUUCGCGCUCGUAUAAGCAGCAUAAUUGAAGCUGUUUGCAAUUCCCAAUAAAUAAAUUAAUUAUAUUACUUCAACGACUGACAAGUGCGCGCGCACAUCCUGUUUGGCCUCUGCAAACAUGUCCGAGUUUCGGUUCUUUUCUUACUCCGACUUUGCUUUCACCUCGAAGGGCUCGCAGAAUUUGAUAAAUCUGCCAAUAACUCCGUUUUCUGCAGCCAGUACCCAGUCGAAGGAAGAGACAGAUAUCGAGCUGAACAUUCCAUAUACCGUGUUCGAGGUGCUGGUGGCCAUUGUCAGCAUCAUUGGCAAUCUGAUGGUGAUCAUUGUGUUCCGCCGCGAACGGAAGCUGCGCCGUCGUACCAACUACUACAUCGUCUCGCUGGCCAUGGCUGAUUUUCUGGUUGGCUCCCUGGGCGUGCCUUUUGCCAUACUGGCAUCGGUUGGUCUGCCCAAGAACCUGCACGCCUGCCUCUUCACCGUUUCGCUGCUGGUGGUCCUAUGCACCAUAUCCAUAUUCUGUCUGGUUGCCGUAUCCGUGGAUCGCUACUGGGCCAUACUCUAUCCGAUGGCCUAUUCCCGCAAUGUGCGCACCCGCACUGCAAUCGUCAUCAUAUCCGUGUGUUGGGUGGCCGGGGCCAUUGUGGGCUUUCUGCCGCUCUUUGGCUGGCAUGCGAACGUGCCACACGAUCAGGAGUGCCUGUUCGUAGAGGUAAUGGACUACAACUAUCUGGUGUUUCUCUACUUUGCCACCAUCAUCACGCCGGCGCUGCUCAUGCUGGCCUUCUACACGCACAUCUAUCGGGUGAUCAUCAAACAGGUGCGCCAGAUCGUAACCAUGAAUCCUGCCUCGGACCUGAGCCGACGCUCCUCCACCGCCCAGAUGCAGGUGACAACGCCCGGCGCCCAGCGUGGCGGCCACACGGGGACCAUGCUGCGCGUACUGGGCGCGGCGCGUAAGCGGGAUGUGAAGGCCACACAGAAUCUGUCCAUCAUUGUGCUGUUUUUUAUGAUUUGCUGGAUACCGCUGUACACGAUCAACUGCAUCAAGGCCUUCUGCCCGGAUUGCUAUGUGCAUCCUAAGCUGACGCUCUUCUGCAUCAUACUCUCCCACCUGAACUCGGCUGUUAAUCCUUUGCUCUAUGCCUAUCAUCUGAAGGACUUUCGGCUGGCGCUAAAGAACCUAAUGCUUAAGCUGAUGGGCGUCGAUAUCGAUCAGCAGGCGGAGGCUAUACAUCGCUUCUCGCUGGCCAGCCAGCAUCGUUUGCAGUCAAUGGACUCCACCAUGCGCACCACGCAGCCGCGCAUGUAUGUGGGUGAGUACUCGCCCAUUUGGCUGCGGCAGCAGCAGGAGGCGCUCAAGAACUCGCAGCUGCUGCCCAAAUGCGGCGUGCUCAGUCCCUGUGUGAACAACAUCAACCAAACGGUGGCCGCCGCCGUCGCCGUCUCCACGGACAUUGAGCGCGACAUGUGGAACAUUGUGGAGGCCUCCAGCGGUGCGGAGCUGGGCGAGACCAGCUAUGAGUUUCCCAUUGUCAAGCAGGAGAGCGAUCAUGAUAGCAGCCUCUCUGUAUCGGCGCCGGCAACGGCACAGUCAGUGGCGCAGCAAGCAGCGCAGCAGCAGCGCUGCGACAGUGUCUACUCGUAUGAAAACCAAAACUAUUCGACCGGGCCCGAGGAUGGCAUUAGUCUGCCCGACGAUCUAGACGAGUACGAGGAUGUGUUUGUGCCGCCAAGCGGAAAUAGCAACUACCAGGGCGUAGAUCCAGUGGAGCUGCGCCGCAGCCUGGCCUGUGUCAUGCGCGAGAAGCUGCGCUCCGAUGACACCGACUACUACAGCCAGCAGCACGCGCUGCAGGAUCCCACCAACGCUGACUACGGGCUGCCGUCCAAGGUGGAGCAGAGUAGACCCUGUUCCACGCGCACCUCCCCCAGCAAUGGCGCACUGCCGCAGCAGCUGCGCGCCAAGCUGCUCGCCGGCAACUCGAGCAGCGAUCACUGCCUGCCCCUGCCCAGCACUGGUGCCGCCACCGGCACCGUCUAUGUAAUCGAUGGCGCCACGAAUCCGCUAUCGCCGGGUCACAAGCCCAAGUACCGUAAGUCGACGGCCCUGACGAGGAACUCGCGCAAGAAGAGUCGCUCCUGCACUUGCACCAACGAACAAAAACUGGCGAGUCCUGGCGAGACAACCGCCCCAACCACCGCCCAUCAUAACAAUAAUCUCAGCAAUAGGCACUCGGAGCAGCAGCAGCAGCAGAACCACGAUCACUUCUUCAGUCCCCUCAAGACGGUGGGCAGCUUCAUGCAGCAUUCCAAUCUCUUUAAUCUCUUCCAGCCGCACACAACGACGGCCCCAGCGGCGACGGCGUUGAGCAUUGCGCCUGGGCCUGGACCAGGACCUGGACCUGGUGUUGGGCCUGCACCUGCUCCCGUUUCACGACUGACCGUCGGGGCCUUGACCUCAACAUCGGCCUCGUCGUCCUCGUCCCUAGUCGCUGCAAGCGUGGAGAGUUGACCAACGGUCAAAGCUCCUCAGGCGGCAGGCAAACUCUAGGCAAAUACUCGCAAGUCAAUGCUUUUAGUAUUAGUUCUUAGCUCUCGCGUUCAAAACGAGUCAUAGAUCAAUGCAUGGAACAGGUGGAAACUGAACGAAUCAGUUCCAGUUGAGAUCCGACAGUUCCAGUUCGAUUUAGUAAAUUAUGCGCAUUUAUUUUUUGAUAUAAUUAUCUUGCAUUAGUUAGUUAAUUGUUUCCAACUAAACUUAAAGUCAAUUUAAGUAAAUUACCGUAUUGUGCAUACUCGUAUUUUUUCUACAUAUGUAUAUAAGUAUUACAUUGCUUAGAUAUAUUUUGAUGUGACAUAUAUAUAGACCAUCCUAAAUAUGCAUGUGUGUUUAGCUAAGUAUACUUGGACCGUCUGUGAAAAUCAAAAUUUAUGUGUAUAUUAAAGGCAUAGUUGA